Molecule: messenger RNA, 651 nt
Organism: Kickxella alabastrina
Lineage: Eukaryota; Fungi; Kickxellomycota; Kickxellomycetes; Kickxellales; Kickxellaceae
Product: putative methyltransferase-domain-containing protein
Exons: 1
Coding region: 1-651 (216 amino acids)
Source: RefSeq, a predicted model, not a curated record
AUGACUGAAUUCGAAAACUACAUUGAGUACGAACUGGACAUUUCGCGCGCCAACAAGUCGCCAGUCCGCGUGCUCCAGGACCCCACAGGCGUCGGGCGAUGCGGCGUCGGAUCCACCGUCUGGGACGCCGGCCUUGUCCUAGCCAAGUACCUUGACAAGCAGACACAAGACGGCACACUCUCACUAUCAGGUAAAACUGUCCUAGAACUGGGCUCUGGCACUGGACUUGUGGGCCUCGCCCUUGCCAAACUGCAGCCCGCCUGCACCGUGAUUUUAUCAGACAAGAGCGAGCUUGUGCCACUGCUCGAGCGCAACAUAUCUUUGAACUGCGCUCAGCCGAAUACCACGGCGGUGUGUCUUGAUUGGUGCGAUCCGGAGUCUGGGAGCGAUGUGGGCCCGGUGGAUAUGAUUUUGGUCUCGGAUGGUGUUUGGGCGAGCGAGCUGCAUACACCGUUGGCCGAGACGCUCGGGAGGCUGGCCGGGGAGCAUACGAGGGUGAUUUUGGCGUUUGAGUCGAGGAAUUUCGAGGAAGAGGCUAUGUUUGUUGCACUGUGGAGCCAAAAGUUCCGAUUCCACGAUAUCAAGCCACAGGACCAGCACCCGGUGAUGCAGAGUGAGGACAUUUUCCUCUUUGAGGGCCAGCGCAAAUAA